UAAGUGGUUCCAAGUAGUAACAAACAGAACAAAGUCACCAAGCAAAAUAAAAUAAAAUGUGCAAAUUAUGUGUAAUCAAACACUGAAUACAGAUAAGAUCCUCACCAGUUCCAGAAUGCUCCCUUUUACAGACUAAUCUUCUUUUAGCCUGGAUCCAGUAAUCACUCACACCCCUUUGUUCCAGUUUCUUCCAAGUAUCCUGGGGGGGUGAGGAGGCUCUCUCUUUAGCCAGCUAAAGACAAAAUGGAGGGGUCUCCCAUGGGUUUAAAUAGACUUUCACUUGUGGGUAGAGACCCCCCUCCCUCACUCCUAUGCAAAGUCCAGCUCCAAGAUGGAGUUCUGGAGUCACAUGUCCAUGCAUGACUCACAGUCUUUACAGGCAGAAGCCAUUGUCCACAUGGUAUCUUGUAUGUCUCCAGGAAGACUACUUAUGUGGAUUGGAGCAUUCCAAGAUGCAUUGUUCCCCAAGUGCUUCCUGAUCGGGUACUUAACCUUGCAAAUUCCUUCCUAAAGAAGCUGACCAAAUGCCUCACAAAGCUUACUUAGAAAUCAGGCAAGCAUACAGCCCAUAUUCUUAACCUCAAGUACAAAAUGAUAUAUGUGUACAAAUAAGAUUAAUAGAUAUAGUAGACCAUAACCUUUACAGAAAUAUGUUACAUGGCACAGGCAGCACAAAACAUAUUCCCGUUAUGUCAUAUUCCCAUAAAGCCUUAUGGGAGGUACCGUCACAGACCCCUCCUGGCAGUAGGCAGUAGAAGGGCCAACAUCUUGUACAUUUCUUGGGAAUAAAGGAUACUUUUACUUUAAGAGAGAGAUGACAUCAUAAUGGCCUACAGGUUGUGAUGCUAGAUGCUUUUGACAUCACAAAGAAACUCUUAGCAACUGUUUAAGCAUACACAUGACCAUUUCAUGAUGGGAAUAGAUCUCCCUUGAUUGGCAAAGCAAGAGCAGUGUCUGCUGAACCCUCUUGAUUCCUCAGCUUGAACACUUCAGAGUCCUCAGCUCAAACAAACUCUCAGUUCAAAAUCUCCAGGAUUAGCUUGAAAGCCCCCAGUCCUGAAGCUCAGAAGGCAAGCAAAGAGGUAACAAGUUGGCUGAGAGCAUUUCAGAAGCAUUCUGAUAACCGAAGCAGGAUGGGUGACUGGAAAAGCUACAUCAACACCAUUCUAAAAGAUAAGAACAUUGAAGAUGUAGCUAUCGUGGGGCACAGUGACAAUAAAUCAGUGUGGGCUUCCAAGCCAGGGGGCCUACUGGCAGCUAUCUCACCUCAGGAAGUGGGGGUGAUCAUAGGCCAUGACAGGAAGGGGUUCCUGCAGACUGGUAUCACCAUAGCUGGCAAGAAGUGCAGUGUGAUCCGCGACUACUUGCUUGUGGAAAAAGAUGCUGUGAUGGACACCAGAACCAAGGAGGGUGACAACAAGUCCAUAUGUAUUGGCAAGACUCCCAGAGCCCUGAUCUUCCUCAUGGGCAAAAACGGAGUCCAUGGAGGAUCCCUCAACAAGAAGGUGCAUGAGAUGAUUGCUAGCAUGAAAACCCAGAGUAGCUAGAGCAAAGGACACAGAUACUGCCUUCCUGGAGGGCCCAUGGAAAAUGACCUUACCCUUGCUUUAAAAGAAAGGAAACAAAUUCCUGAUUUCACUUAACUGUCUCUUUGUCGGUUUCCUUCAGGUGGGAUGGAGUGGGGUGGAGGAACUUGCUAUUAUACUAGCAACCUGCCUGCCCAUCGCUUAGGGGGGUGUUGAACACGAUUGUUACCCUUACUGACCCCAGCCCCACCGGUCUGUCUCCAAGCCAUCUUAUGUGGUACCCUGAGCGUUUCCCACUCUCCCGGUUCUCUGUUAGCAAUAGCUUUGAGAAAAGGGGGAUUUGGUCUCUUUUACUGGCAAGUCCGUGAUUGUUGCUCUUUGAGGUCGUUACAUCCUGCCCUUCUGCUAUUGGUACCUGGAAAGCUCCUUGCUUCUACAAACAGUCAUAAAGACUAAGGAAUAGCAGGGUUAUUUCGGACAGUCAAUUUCUAUUUUGUUUUGGAUAAUGUUCCAUUAGGCAAUUACUAACAUGAACUAUUCAUUUUCUUUCAUAUUAUGGCAUUUUAUUAGCCAAAGCUCUGUAUCAUUUUCCAUUAGAGGGUUUAUUAAAGGCAGAAUGUAGCUAGUCCAAUUAGUAUUGGAACCCUGAAGGGUCGGGUGUCACAAGCUGCACCUCCGCUAUGUGUGCUGUGUACAUGAUAAAGCCACAGUUUGAACAAAGGUAUCACUGGAACUAGCCCAGCUAACUUGGGAGGCUAACUAUUGAUCAUCCAG
Molecule: messenger RNA, 2300 nt
Organism: Malaclemys terrapin pileata
Lineage: Eukaryota; Metazoa; Chordata; Testudines; Emydidae
Gene: PFN3
Product: profilin 3
Exons: 1
Coding region: 1134-1547 (137 amino acids)
Biological process (GO): actin cytoskeleton organization; positive regulation of actin filament bundle assembly; regulation of actin filament polymerization
Cellular component (GO): cytoplasm
Molecular function (GO): actin binding
Source: RefSeq, a predicted model, not a curated record